UUCAACUUUUACUUUCACUAUGAGUAAACGUCGUUUUGAGUAUUAGCUGGGCAACGAGGUUCACUAGCCAAGGUAAAACAUGGCGGGAUCUGCUAAUAAUCAAGAGAUACGGAAGAGGCUGUCUGAGUACACCCCUGGGUCCACUCGAUAUCUGGUAGGACACGGAUACAGUCGAGUUUGUGUGCAGCUCUUUGGGAUGACAGGACACGGCAAAUCAUCCCUUAUUAACUCCUGUAUGUGCGUCAUAUAUGACAAGGAAUUUGAAAAUAUGGCGAAUGCGGGAAAAUCCAAUAAUCCGAUUACCAUGGAGAGAAGAGAAUUUAAACUGCAAAGAAACGUGUGCAUCUCAGAUAACCGUGGUGUUAAUAAACUAACCAAAGACGAAUAUCAUGAAGUUACAGCUCAACUAUGCAAGCUACGGAGUGCAAGCGAGGUGAAUUGGGAGAAUGGUCUGGAGCAUGCAAUCAAUCGUUUUCUGGAAAGAUUAAACAAUCCUCCAACAGAGAUAAUCGUGCCAGUGCUUGUUUGCAGUGCUACAUGGUUUCUUAACGAUGAGACCGUUGAACAAAUCUUGCCUUUUCUGACAGAGACUAAAGAAAUAACAGGGAUCUUUCCAAUUAUUGUUCUUACUAAAUAUAAAAAUACGGAAAUUCAGGCACAGCAGACGUUAAGGAUUUUUGAGAAUCGUGGAGCUAAUCAUGUAAUUGGCAUCGAAAACUACACAACUACAGAUUCCAGGCGCAAUUUGGAGAAAGACACAAAUAUUCUAAAAUUUGUGGAGAUCUGCCUGCAGGAAGCGGACCGCAUCAUUUUCUUGAAACAGGGUAAAAGCCCCCUCGAAGACUUUCUAAUGCAUGCCGUCAAGCAUAUCAGGGCAAUAUCGGAGAGAGAAAUUGAAAAAAAAGAUAAGGAAAUAGAGGAUUUGGAGAAAAAAAUGAACAAACAGAAAGCCAGUGUGGCAAAAGAAAUGAAAAUAAACGUAAAUUUGAAAAAAGAACUAGCGGAAUUAAAGACAAAGAUGGGAAAACCAUAAUUUCAGAGUUAGAUGUUUAUUGAUAAAUCGUUGAACAACAUCACAUAUUUAAUAAAUGAAAUAUAAUAUCUCACAGAUUUUUAUGAAAACGUGUCAUUUCUUGGAAAGGAAGGAAGACGGUGACGAGGUUUAUUUUGAGUGGAUCAUGGGAGAAGAACAGAAUGUAACGUCAAGAGAGA
This is a messenger RNA of Pelobates fuscus (common spadefoot toad), 1212 nucleotides long. RefSeq lists its product as uncharacterized. The record is from RefSeq and is a predicted model, not a curated record. The transcript is spliced from 5 exons. Lineage: Eukaryota; Metazoa; Chordata; Amphibia; Anura; Pelobatidae. Bases 80 to 1033 code for a protein of 317 amino acids.